This is a messenger RNA of Styela clava, 982 nucleotides long. The record is from RefSeq and is a predicted model, not a curated record. Lineage: Eukaryota; Metazoa; Chordata; Ascidiacea; Stolidobranchia; Styelidae.
GCUAACAAUUUUCCCGCGAUUAUAAAUUCGAUGUCCACCGACGGCAUGGCUUUAUUGUGGAGCAGAAACGAAUUUGAAACGGACCUCAUCUAAAACGGAAAAUGCCAAAAAAAAGGCGAGAAAUAUGCGGCGACAUGUUCAGAGGAAAGGUUAAAAUAGAGAAGCGUCAUACACUUACGUCUAUUGCUCCACCCGACGCACACAGCGAUGUAGCUGGAAGAGUCUUUGAAGAGAAUUCUGACGUUACAUUAGUUGAAGAUAAUACCUCAACUUACAUUGGUGCACGUCCUCCAAAAGAUGUGGCCAAAGAGUUUGCUAAAAGAAGAGGGAGAAAACGUAAGUCAUCGAAGAAAACCGAUAAAAGAUCUGCUAAAAAAGGGAAGAGAAUAUCUGAAGUGGAGGAUGAAAUCAAUGUUACCAUUAAUUGUUCAGACCUGGGAUUUACAAGUCGACUCAGAUGCAAAUUGUCAGAUACCUUCGCUCAAAUUUCGAAAAAUGUUGAAAAGGAAGAGGGAAAAGUUGUGGCUUUUCAAGAUAAAAAUUAUAGUUUGUAUUCCGAUGAUCAAACGCUGAUGGAUGUCAAUAUUACCGAUGAUGUCAUUCUGCGUGCCGUGGAAGUUGUGCGUCAAGUAGUCAGGGUGGCACAAAAAUAAUUCAUCAUUAGAGAUAUUGUUAUUGCGAACUUUUGUCUUAAUAAGUAGAUUGUAUGUAACCAAAUAUAAUUAAAUUGUACCCACCCAUAAAUCAGUGUAUUGUUUGAUGUUUUUGUAAAUUACCUCAUGAAUUAUUGCGACAGGUAGAAGAUAUUCGAUAUUCCAUUGUUGUUUUUUCACAGGUGGUUUAUCUUAAUAUGUUGCGCCAUACUGAGCAAAAUAGGGAACUAUGUUUGUUCGAAAAGUAAUAGGGGAUAUAUUUCUAGCUCCUGAAACAAAUUUACAUGGUGGUGUCCCAGUUGUUAUAUUAAAUAAAUUGUAUAUUUCGA